GCAUGUGCGCCACUGGAAUGUGCAGCCGAAUGCAGCAGCUCGUGAACAUAUGCAAUCGCUCGCUCUGCUAUGAAACUUACACAUUGCCGCCUUUCUGCCCUCCACGCCCGCCUUACACCCUUUCACCACUGCCUCAUCCUCGCCGCACCGUCGUCCGCUGCUGCUAACACUGCCGCGACCUAGAGCUUCUUGUCCGGCCCGCCGACUGCUCCCCCGCCAUCUCCCGGCAGCUGAGUGAAUAAAGAAUUGCUGGACACCGACCGCCGCUGAAGUGCAGCGCCCGUCAUGGCCUCGCUUGCAGGCAGAGGCCGGGCCAAGAUACGUCCGCCGCGAAGAACGCUACACGGCACCGACGUCGACUUCGAAACGACCUGGAAGACGCUCGAGCGCGCAUUCACCGAAAUCCACGAGAAGAACGCCUCUGCCUUGUCUUUUGAGGAACUGUACAGAAAUGCCUACAAAAUUGUGCUUAAGAAGAAGGGAGAUGAGCUGUACAACAAGGUCGCGCAGUUUGAGGAGAAUUGGCUGAGCGAUGCGGUGCGACCAAAAAUCGUCAACUUGCUUACAGCUCCCCUCCAGCUCACAGAUGACCUCGGCCGGUCUCUGGCAACCACGGCGGAGCGUCGAGUGGCAGGAGAGCGCUUCUUGUCUGCACUCAAGUCAUCAUGGGAGGAUCACCAGGUCUGCAUGGGAAUGCUGACGGAUGUGCUCAUGUACAUGGACCGCGUAUACUGUACCGACCACCGCCGCCCUUCGAUCUACGCCAAAUCAAUGUCCAUUUUCCGAGACCAGAUUCUGCGCACUCCUAUCCGUUCUGGCGCCGACGAUCUCCUACAGUACCUCACAAACCUCAUCCUCGACCAGAUAUCGAUGGAUCGAGAGGGAGAGCGUAUAGACUCGCAUUUGAUAAAGUCCAACAUCUACAUGCUAGAGGGAUUGUAUGAGACGGAGCAGGAGACUGAGGACGGAAAGCUGUACAUCCAGUCAUUUGAGGCAGACUUCCUAGACAGGAGUGCACGUUUCUACCGCGAAGAAGGCGAGCGUCUGUUGAAGGAAUCGGAUGCCGGAACAUACUGCAAGCAUGCGAAGCGGCGCAUUGACGAAGAGAGCGAUCGCUGCAGAUCCACACUUUCAGAGUCCACAGCGCCGAAGAUCCAAAAAGUGGUCGAGGAUGAGCUGAUUCGACACAAGAUGAAGGGGCUGAUCGAAAUGGACUCUGGAGUACGCUACAUGGUCGACAACGACAAGUUUAAUGAGCUUCAUCUGGUAUACGACUUGGAAGCGCGCGUGGACCCGAAGAAGCCGGAGCUCACGAAGGCUGUGCAAAUGAUUGUUGCAGAGAUGGGUGCAAAGAUCAACGAAGAUGCUCUCGCAGCCGCUUCAGCCGCACCCGCACCAGUGCCCACCACAGAAGAGGGCGAAGGAGACAAGUCAAAAGGCAGCAACGUCAAGCAAAUCAACCAGCAGACGGUUGCAGCACUGAAGUGGGUGGAAGAGAUUCUGGACCUCAAGGACCGCUUCGACAAGAUCUGGAGAGUCUCGUUCGGCAGCGAUCAGAGCAUUUCGACGGCGCUCACUCGUAGUAUGAGUGAUAACAUCAAUGCUUUCGCUCGUGCAAGCGAGUACAUCUCACUCUUCAUCGACGACAACAUGAAGAAGGGCAUCAAGGACAAGUCUGAGGAAGAAGUGGAUCGCAUCCUGGAGAAGGCCAUCGUGUUGCUGCGGUACCUCCAGGACAAGGACAUCUUCGAGACCUACUACAAGAAGCACCUUUGCAAGCGAUUAUUGCUCAAGAAGAGCCACGACCCGGAUGUGGAGACCAGCAUGAUCAGUCGGAUGAAAUUGGAACUGGGCAACAGCUUCACUAUGAAGCUCGAGGCUAUGUUCAAGGACAUGCGUAUCAGCAAGGAUCUGACAGAAAGCUACCGCUUGAAGGCGGCGAGCUACGGCAGCGAUCGAGAGCGUGUCGACCUAACCGUCAAUGUGCUGACUGCCAUGACAUGGCCACUGGAAGCUUUCAAGAGCUCUUCAGAGGACGAUCCGGAAAACAAGAUGCAAAUCAUCUACCCUCCGGCGUUGGACAGAGUACGACGUGGCUUCGAGGCAUUCUAUUCGGAGAAGCAUUCUGGACGCAAGCUCACUUGGCAGACGAGUAUGGGCGACGUCGAUGUUCGCGCACGCUUUCCACGCACAGCGCCCAAGAUUCACGAGGUCAACUGCUCGACUUACGCUGCACUCAUCCUGCUCUUGUUCAACGACAUGGGUGACGCCUCGCUCACUCUGGAGGAGAUUCAGAGCAAGACCAACAUUCCCAUGAACGCACUCAAGCGCAACCUGCAGUCGCUGGCCGUGGCACCCAAGACUCGCAUGCUGACUAAGGAGCCCAUGGGCAGAGAGGUCAACGCUGGCGACAGAUUCAGCUUCAACGAGCAGUACAAGCCCACGGCCAUCAAGAUCAAGGUUGGCGUGGUAUCUGCUGGAAACAAGGUCGAAGGCGACAAGGAGCGUAAGGAGACCGAGAAGAAGAACAACGACAGCCGCGGCUAUGUCAUUGAAGCUGCUGUGGUUCGUAUCAUGAAGCAGCGGAAGGAACUGGCCCACUCGAAUCUCCUCACAGAAGUCUUGACUGUCUGCUCGGCACAGUUCAAGCCGGACGUCAACAUGAUUAAGAAACGCAUCGAGAGCCUGAUCGAGCGCGACUACCUGGAGCGCCUUGAAGAUGCACCUGUACCAUCGUACAAGUACAUGGCUUGAGCGUGGCAUUUGUUCUACUUCGUUGCAUGCAUGGCAUGGCAUAGCUUAUGGCGUUUUGGUUGCGCAGCGGGGAAAACUGAGGCACGGCAUGAUCACGGCAUUUGGAGAAGCGUUCGCAUCUGGGUCGGCGUAAAACUGGAUGAAGCGUAUGGGAGACGUGAAGGCAAGGCACAACAGCACUACCACAGCGCGGCGCAUGGGAGCGUUUUUCCUGCAUGUAUUUGAGGCUACCUUCUACGACACGGUAGUAGUGGCCGUGAUGGAGCUGCAUGGGUGAGCUGAAAAGGAUAUGAGAUGAGAAAUGGACAGCGCACGCUGUUUGCACUUUGAGCGGAUAGCUAGAUACCCACUGCGUACAGGACUCC
Messenger RNA from Cercospora beticola, 3119 nucleotides. RefSeq names its product cullin family protein. Gene Ontology annotation, cellular component: Cul3-RING ubiquitin ligase complex. NCBI's taxonomy places the organism in Eukaryota, Fungi, Ascomycota, Dothideomycetes, Mycosphaerellales, Mycosphaerellaceae. Gene Ontology annotation, biological process: ubiquitin-dependent protein catabolic process; protein ubiquitination. Gene Ontology annotation, molecular function: ubiquitin protein ligase binding. The record is from RefSeq and is a predicted model, not a curated record.